Parnassius apollo (apollo) is the source of this 747-nucleotide messenger RNA. The record is from the annotation of a GenBank genome assembly. Lineage: Eukaryota; Metazoa; Arthropoda; Insecta; Lepidoptera; Papilionidae.
AUGUCAAAUAAACGCAAACACAAGACACUAGAUUUGAAUAAUAAAAUGGAGAUUUUAAAGAAGUUAGAUAGUGGAGAAAACAUGUGCAAAUUGGCAAAAGAAUAUGGUGUUGGGCGUGCUACUAUACACGAUCUUAAGAAAAAAAGGCAAAAGAUAGUAGACCACGUCAAGACAAUGGAAUCGGGGCCAGGAAAGCGUAAAACACUAAAAGUUGGCGAUUGUCCAAAGAUGGAAAACGCUCUUUACAUGUGGUUCUUGCAACGGCGUUCUAAACACACUCCUAUAUCUGGAGAAAUUCUGAAAACCAAAGCAAUCGAAUUUUAUAAAAAAAUUACCCACAAAGAUGAUUUUCGUGCCAGCGAUGGAUGGCUGGAUAAAUUUAAAAAGCGAUUUGAUAUCCGUCUCUUAACAGUAUCGGGUGAGAAAUUAUCAAGCGACGAAUCUGCAGUACAGCCAUUUAUCCAGCAUUUCAAAAACAAAGUAGAAGAACUGGGUCUUCUUCCUGAUCAAAUCUAUAACGCAGAUGAGAGUGGUCUGUUCUGGAGACUGUUGCCCAAUAAAACAUUCGUGUCUUCUACAGAAGCAAGUGCACCAGGUCGUAAAGUGAGUAAAGACAGAAUCACAUUCAUGCCGUGUUCAAAUGCUACUGGAACGCACAAAUUGGAUUUAUUAGUGAUUGGCAAAGCAAAAAAAUCCCAGAGCUUUCAAGAACAUUUGUCUGCCAGUCUGUUACAAGAACCAAAGUAG